Messenger RNA from Gossypium raimondii (Peruvian cotton), 898 nucleotides. RefSeq names its product photosystem I reaction center subunit XI, chloroplastic. The transcript is spliced from 2 exons. The record is from RefSeq and is a predicted model, not a curated record. Gene Ontology annotation, cellular component: photosystem I reaction center; chloroplast thylakoid membrane; photosystem I. NCBI's taxonomy places the organism in Eukaryota, Viridiplantae, Streptophyta, Magnoliopsida, Malvales, Malvaceae. Gene Ontology annotation, biological process: photosynthesis. The coding region runs from base 94 to 753 and encodes 219 amino acids.
UCUUUCUCUCACUCUAUUUUGGCUUCGUAUUAUUUGCACAUAUUUCUAUUUCCCACUCUCUUUUUUGCUCUCAGUUAACAACAAAAUCCGUAAAUGGCUACCACUGCUUCUCCAAUGGCGACUCAGCUGAAGAGCAGCUUUACGUCGUCUGUUACAAGAGGACUGGUAGUCCCCAGGGGCAUUUCGGGAUCCCCGUUCAAAGUAUCUUCCGGAAAGACCAGGACCCCUUGCUUCACUGUCAAAGCUGUUCAAUCCGACAAGUCAACAUUUCAAGUAAUCCAACCCAUCAACGGCGAUCCCUUCAUUGGAAGCCUGGAGACUCCAGUCACCUCAAGCCCCUUAAUUGCAUGGUACCUUUCCAACCUCCCAGCCUAUAGGACGGCAGUGAACCCACUUCUGAGGGGAAUCGAAGUGGGUCUGGCUCACGGCUUCCUCCUGGUUGGUCCAUUCGUUAAGGCCGGCCCUCUAAGGAACACUGCGGUGGCGGGUCAAGCUGGGUCCUUAGCCGCUGCUGGUCUGGUUGUGAUCCUCAGCAUUUGCUUGACGAUGUAUGGCGUUGCAUCGUUCAAAGAAGGUGAGCCAUCGAUAGCACCGAGCCUAACCCUGACUGGGAGGAAGAAAGAGCCAGACCAGUUGCAAACGGCGGAUGGAUGGGCUAAGUUCACUGGAGGGUUCUUCUUUGGUGGAAUCUCUGGUGUCACUUGGGCUUACUUCCUCCUGUAUGUCCUUGACCUUCCUUACUACUUUAAGUAGAGCAUCAUUUGAUCUAUGUUUUACUUGGUCCCUUUUUUAAUGUAAAUCUUUGUAUCCAGGACGAUCCUUUGGGAACGAAUAUCAAUUAUAUCAAGUGAUUGUCACUCUAAUUUUAAGUUAUUUAUUGAAAGAGAUAUUGCAUGAA